Molecule: messenger RNA, 3531 nt
Organism: Scleropages formosus (Asian bonytongue)
Lineage: Eukaryota; Metazoa; Chordata; Actinopteri; Osteoglossiformes; Osteoglossidae
Gene: marchf9
Product: membrane-associated ring finger (C3HC4) 9
Exons: 5
Coding region: 1369-2391 (340 amino acids)
Biological process (GO): protein ubiquitination
Molecular function (GO): zinc ion binding; ubiquitin-protein transferase activity
Source: RefSeq, a predicted model, not a curated record
CUCCCGCUAAUUCCAGUGUGCACUCUUGCCGAUGUAAAGCGAGGUGCUCUUCAGAUUUCCCGGGUAACACGGCCGAGCACGUGGCUACACGUCACACAAAGAUCAGCACCUUGGACAGCGGCGUCUGCCAAUGCGCAGCGAAACGGCGGAUUUUUCCCCCUCAGCGAGAACCCGAGGAAGGAAAAUUCAUAACAGGAAAAUGGGGGAGGACAACAACACUGAAAAACAUCUUUAAAUUUUGAAAUUAACAUGUUACUACAGAAUAAAGAGGAGUCGAUGCAGAGAGAGAGAUCAGCAUGGAUGCUCGGCGGAACAGGGAUGUGUGUUUUUGUGCACAUUUUCGCCACCCGUUCGGAUCCGAUUUAAAAUGCGAACACGCUGGACUGUAAAGCGGAUCGCGGCGGUGUUCAGAGGGGAACGGUGUGGGACGUAUUUUUCAUGUACUAUCUACCAGGAAACACACAGUAAGGAAAAGAAAAAAAUACCAUGGUGAUCUGAAACCUGGGAUGGUACCGAGGGACAAAAAGAGAGAUGAUUUGAAUAACGCCUGAUUUCUGCUGCCUUUUUUUUUUUUCUUUAUCGUUUUGGAUCAUCAUCAUGCCGAAGGAACGGGAAAGCAGAAAUGGCUACAUGGACUUUCUGAGACCGGGAUGUCUUCUUGUUUUUUAAUUGCCAUUCCGUAUGGUGUCCGUUCGACCCUCUCGCUCCCUCUGUUACUGUAGCUCAGCUGUCCUUCGCUUCGGACAGGAUUCCCAGUCUUCAUUGCAUUGCAAUCCCAGGGCAGCACAUAUUAACAUCUAGAUCAUGUACAGUGAGUGAGGCCAUAUGCAGCUGCCUCCGAAACACUGUUGUUAAGGUUUAAUUUGACAGUUUUCUGCGCUCCUUCUUCUUCGUUUUUCGCUCUGAACAACUGAUGUCCUUUUGUUUCGGCAUCCGUUUAAUACAAGCACAGCGAGCUUCAGCCCGUGACUGAAGCAAAAACAUAAAUUCCGCAUUGAUUAAUGCCAACAUAAUUCUGUGCAAAUGGCAACGGCCAGACGAUCUUACUCUAUGUACUAUUUUCCUUUAACUAUUUAUUGGCUAUCUAUUAUUGAAUAUUUAUGUCCGUUCUGAUCGACAGCCAUGGGUUUCUGUCUACUCAAACAUUUUCUUUUUGGUAUCACAGUCCUCUGCUCUCAAAGCUGAAUACAUAAUAAUAAUAAUAAUAAUAAUAAUACAACUUGCAUUAAAUAAGUCGUAAUAAAUAAUAACAAGCCACAUCUGGCUACCAAAAAUCUGCAUCCGGAAUGAAACUCUUAAUACACUUCUGUCAUUGAAAUAUAUACAUAUCUUUUUUUCUUUUCUCGGCCACAUUUGCAUAUGUAGUAAAUGAUGUUUAAGUAUCGGAUCCGCAUGUUUUUCAAUGAACUCAAAGUACUGGUGUUGAUGCGAUCCGGUUCGAGACGGGCCGACCCAGACGCAGACGCAGACAGGCGGACCGGCAUGCGGGGUCUCGGAGUGGGCGGCUGCGGGUGGCCGCCUUUCGACUGCUCUUCCCGGGACGACGAAGAGGAGUACUAUGGGACGGAUCCUCGGCCGCGGAGCCUGGCGUUCGAGGAGAAGGAGGCCAAGCUGCAGGCGGGCCUGGACGCCGUGUCGCUCUCCAGCAGCAUGGAAAGCGGCAUGCGCUCGCCGCAGUGUCGGAUCUGCUUCCAGGGACCUGAGCAGGGAGAGCUCCUGAGCCCCUGUCGCUGUGAUGGCUCCGUGCGCUGCACUCAUCAGCCCUGCCUGAUUCGCUGGAUCAGUGAGCGUGGAUCCUGGAGCUGUGAACUUUGCUACUUCAAGUACCAGGUGCUGGCUAUCAGCACCAAGAACCCGCUGCAGUGGCAGGCCAUCUCCCUCACAGUGAUUGAGAAGGUUCAGAUUGCAGCCAUCAUCCUGGGGUCCCUGUUCUUAAUUGCCAGCAUCUCCUGGCUCAUCUGGUCAUCUCUCAGCCCCUCUGCCAAGUGGCAACGGCAAGACUUGCUCUUCCAAAUCUGCUAUGGCAUGUACGGCUUUAUGGACAUUGUGUGCAUAGGCCUUAUAAUCCACGAGGGUUCAUCAGUAUACCGAAUAUUCAAACGGUGGCAAGCAGUAAACCAACAGUGGAAAGUUCUGAACUAUGAGAAGGCCAAGGACUUAGAGGAUCCACUGAACUCUAGCGGUAAGGGAGGGGCACGUGGCUCACGGAACAACUCCCAUGGCUUAGCUGGGAGCGACCGUGGAGGCAGGCGGGGCCAACGUGUGAGGACUAUUCUAAACCACCACUGUGGCUACACCAUCCUGCACAUUCUAAGUCAACUGCGGCCAAAUGACCAUCGCAUCAGUGCCACAGCAAACCGUGAGGUGGUUAUGAGGGUCACCACCGUAUGAAGUUGGAUCUGCUUAGGGACGAAGGAGACAGCCUUGGGAACUGGCCUCCCACUUUUCCAGCGCCCCUGGACAAAUGCGUGGUGCACAAGUACUGAAGAAGUAUAAGGACCUUCUGCUCCCAACUGUCUUCUAAAAGUGGAAGAAAUGUAUUUUUAACUGCAAAUAAAGGGACAAACAGAAAGAAACAGGACAAAAUCACAAAUAAGCAGCUUUGUAUCAAACUAAAAUAUGCUGGAGAUUUUUCUUUUCCCAGCUUGAAAAUACAAAGCACUGUCAUUGCUCUUGUUCCUGUUUUUUAACUGUGACUAUAAUUGUUACCAAUUUUGAUUUUAUAAGACUAUACAUUGUAAGAGAAUUACAACAUUUGAAUAAGAUGGCCCAUGCCACCAUUCCCCCAUGGCACCAUCACCCAUUUCCCUCAAUAUUUCAGUAUAAGGGUUAUGAGGAUGCCAUAGGCCUGUCAGAGUUGAGGAAUCAAGAAACAGAAAAAUAUUGCAAUAAAUUAAUUAAAAGAGUUUUGAACAAUAAUACUGAUGUUCAAAAAGUAUAAUUUGUCUCUGCAAUAAAGGUACCAGUAUGUUUCACAGUGAAUUCUACUAGAGGGAACAGUCUUAUUCAUAUUCCCUUAUCUCUUAUGCUGUUCUCUCUCUUCCAGUUUGCUCUUUAAACAAGAACUGUUUUUUUCUAUUUCAUAUCUAACAUUAGAGGAGGGUGAGCCUCAACAACACUGUUUUCAGAGAAAUAGUUGCUGAAUCAGUGAAUCACCACUGCAGGUUACUGUAUCUUCAGAAGAGUCUCUUUUUGGCUUAAAAGACACUGCUCUCUUAGAGCCCGCAAGUGUAAAUUAAACUGAAUAUAUCCAAGUUAUCUUGGGAUUUUUAAAAAAAAAAAAAGCCCAAAGGUGCUUGAUACAACGAUUUGUAUCCAGAAUUUAUUAAUUUAUCUGUUAAGUAAUGAAAUACAGUCCAUGACAUCAGAAAUAAAAAUUCUACCUUGACCUGAUCACAUUGUGUACCCUGUAUAUUGAGACAUUUUCUCUUAAACAUUGCUAUUUUGUGUCCAAGACUGUACUAGGGUGUAAUUUGCUCAUCGUAAGAGCAUAAGGUCGGCAAAAAUAAAGAUCAGCUUGGUAAACUGGAA